AUGGUCCAACAUUUUGUCAGAAAGAUGCAAUCUGAAUUUGAAAUGAGUCUUGUUGGUGAAUUGACUUACUUUCUUAGGCUCCAAGUCAAACAAAUGGAUGACAUUAUCUUUAUCUCUAAAAGCAAGUAUGCUAGGAGUAUAGUAAAAAAGUUUGGCAUGGAAAAUGCUAGUCAUAAAAGGACACCUGCACCAACCCACUUGAAAUUGACUAAAGAUGAAAAAGGUGUAAAUAUGGAUCAAAAUCUGUACAAGAGCAUGAUUGGGAGUUUGUUGUAUCUUACAGCUAGCAGACCUGGAAUUACAUUUGCUGUAGGAGUAUGUGUGAGGUAUCAGUCUGAAUCCAAAAUAAGGCAUAUUACUCAAGUGAAAAGGAUUAUGAAGUACAUCAAUGGAACCAGUGACUACUAA
This is a messenger RNA of Lathyrus oleraceus (garden pea), 408 nucleotides long. RefSeq lists its product as uncharacterized. The transcript has a single exon. The record is from RefSeq and is a predicted model, not a curated record. The coding region runs from base 1 to 408 and encodes 135 amino acids. Lineage: Eukaryota; Viridiplantae; Streptophyta; Magnoliopsida; Fabales; Fabaceae.